Neoarius graeffei (lesser salmon catfish) is the source of this 1595-nucleotide messenger RNA. Its product is annotated as aldehyde dehydrogenase family 3 member A2-like. Lineage: Eukaryota; Metazoa; Chordata; Actinopteri; Siluriformes; Ariidae. Gene Ontology annotation, cellular component: cytoplasm. The record is from RefSeq and is a predicted model, not a curated record. The transcript has 10 exons. The coding region runs from base 1 to 1488 and encodes 495 amino acids. Gene Ontology annotation, molecular function: aldehyde dehydrogenase (NAD+) activity. Gene Ontology annotation, biological process: aldehyde metabolic process.
AUGGAGAAACAGGCGGUGGAUAUAGCCAGGAAAGCCUUUAACACGGGUAGGUCCAGAGUCCUGCAGUACAGACUUGAGCAGCUCCGAGCUUUACUGCGGCUCAUCACAGAGAGACAGGAGGACAUCAGUGCUGCUCUCACGCAUGACCUGCACAGGAGCGAGUUCAACACACCGCUUUUGGAGCUCAUCGGGCUUGAGAAUGAAAUUAAGCUGGCUGUCCGUGAACUGAGUGACUGGACAAGACCUCAACCUGUUCGAAAAAACCUCCUCACCCUGACAGAUGAUGUUUUUAUAAAAGCUGAACCUUUGGGUGUGGUGCUGAUCAUUGGAGCCUGGAACUACCCAUGGGGUCUUACCUUGGGGCCACUCAUUGGAGCAAUUGCAGCAGGCAAUGCUGCUGUGGUGAAGCCUUCAGAAGUGAGUAAGAAUUCGGCCAGCCUACUGAAAGAACUGCUACCUCAGUAUUUGGAUCAGGAGAUGUACCAUGUGGUGACUGGAGGAGUUCCUGAAACCCAGGAGUUGCUGAAGCAGCGUUUCGAUCACAUCUUCUACACAGGAAACAGCACAGUGGGGAAACUGGUGAUGGAAGCAGCUGCACGCCACCUCACACCAGUCACUCUGGAGCUGGGGGGGAAAAGUCCCUGUUAUAUUGAUCAGAACUGUGACCUUGCAGUCGCUUGCCGUCGGAUCACCUGGGGGAAGUUUUCUAACUGUGGUCAGACAUGCAUCGCACCAGACUACAUCCUCUGUAAUGCCAGCAUCCAGAACAGACUGAUUGAAGAGAUUCGCCAGACAUUACAGGAGUUCUACGGCGAGAACCCUAAGAGCUCUCCAGAUUAUGGCCGCAUCAUCAACCAGAAUCACUUUGAGCGUGUGUUGGCCCUGAUGGAGGGAUGCAGUGUGGCUGUUGGAGGAGAGAGUGAUGAAUCACAGUGUUAUAUUGCUCCUACCAUUUUGAAGGAUGUUUUGCCUCAUGCCAGGAUAAUGCAAGAAGAGAUCUUUGGACCUGUGCUGCCAAUCGUCACUGUCAGUGAUGUCAAUGAGGCCAUUCGCUUCAUUAACGAUAGAGAAAAACCUUUGGCUCUUUACAUCUUUUCUUCUGAUAAGAAGGUGAUCAAGAGAAUGCUGAGUGAGACGAGUAGUGGAGGAGUGGUGGUUAAUGAUGUAAUGAUCCACUACACAGUCACCUCCUUACCCUUCGGCGGAGUAGGAAACAGUGGAAUGGGCAGAUACCAUGGCAAACACACAUUUGACCAGCUUAGUCACAAGCGUGCUUGCCUCAUCAAGUCUUUGGGGAAGGAGAGUCUGAACAAAGCGCGCUAUCCUCCACAAACAGCAUCCCGUCUGCGCAGAGCCCGGUUCUUCAUGCUGAGCCGCUUAUGCAGCUGUACCCAUCUCACCUUUGCCUGGGCCGUCAUCUCCACCAUGCUGGCCUUGGGUCUGUUCAUCGCUUUACUGGUCGUCUUGCUCAAGGGCAUUGUGAUUUGAAGACUCUGAUCUACACCUGACACCUAAAGAUCUCCACCUCAGGACAGAUGCUGCAGUGAUGAAUUGAAGCAAAGCCAACCAAAUAGGAUUUGAACUAUAGUCUAGUG